Molecule: messenger RNA, 1434 nt
Organism: Dichotomopilus funicola
Lineage: Eukaryota; Fungi; Ascomycota; Sordariomycetes; Sordariales; Chaetomiaceae
Exons: 2
Coding region: 1-1434 (477 amino acids)
Source: RefSeq, a predicted model, not a curated record
AUGUCUGAUUUACAAGAUCAACAGCAAUAUGACCAACCACAGUCCUCUUCCUGGAGUCAACAGCAACAUCAAAGGCCACCGCACCGCCGCGAUCGACCCGACAGUCCCGAACCAAGACUUCCAGACAAGAUCGCCAUCAUCAACGACCAAUACUUUGACCUACAGGGCAACAACGAUGGCGAUAACGAUGACGACCGCCCCCCCAACCACGUCAACCUCGUGUUCGACCCAUCCCAACAGCAACAGGCCCGGGACAUAAAUGUGAACAUGGGGUGGGACAUCGAGCCGAGCUGGGAGGACGCCGACCUCAAAGAGUUCAGCCGGCUGGCGCGGUAUGGAUUAGUGGUGCAGGCGAAGCGGCAUUUUGCUUUGUCCACACUGCAGCAUGUGCGGCUGCAUCCGUAUAUUCAGGUGCAGUAUGUUGAGAUGUUGCUGGAUGCGGGCGAGUACCGCGCGUUUCGGGAGUUGGAGUUCUUUUCUUCGUCGCCGUCUGUGCCGCAGGUAGAAGGGGCUACGGGUACGGAUGUGGAGGAGAGACGGAGGACGGGGAAGUUGGUGGUGAAUUAUGCGUUGCUGGAUCUGCUGUCACAGCGGUCUUUUGCGCCUGAUGAUAUCGUAAUAGCACGGGGGACGCUUACUCGGACGCUAGAGGUCCUACGCGACGAACCGUUCAUGGGUUCAACGGAGCUUCAACUCCUCGCGUUCGGUGCGCGUCAUAGUGGCCCGUUCAAGGCCCUUCUAAACCAAGCUAUUUACGCAGGAAAAUCAAGACCCAAAUUUGGGUUUGACUGGACGAAGAUAUACGACAGUAUGCUUGACAUGGGCUACAUCUGGGACUUUCGGGACCUUUUCCUCGUCCUCGCUUCGUGGCACGGGUUGCCAGACUCAUUAUCCCUGUUCUAUGCCAUGGAUGAUACGUCAACAGCCCUAGAAAUCAUGGUCGAGGACUGGAGUGCUCCCCAGCUCGAUGAGGCAACGGCCCUGGGACUCUUGGACCUAUUCUCGUCGCUGAUCCUCAUGGACCACCACCCCGAGUCCAAAGAUCAGAAUAUGCUCCUGGCGCGACACGCCGUGGCGAUGGUCAAGAUUAUACGAAAAAGGGGCAACAUAGAGCUCGUCACGACGCGGCCCUAUCUAAAAUGGCUGCUGGCCCGGACCGCCUGCGAUCUGGCGCCGAGGCUCCCAAGCCGGGAUGGCUUGAAAGAGUAUGGGAUUGCCCUGUUGCCGCCGGGCGAUGGGGUCAGGCUGCCCGUGUUUGUGCCCAACCGCCAUCUGAGGAAACCCGCGUGGGACAUGUUCAGGACUCCAUCGAAGCCCCAUCAGUUCCGGAUCUCAGAACUGGUCGAGCUGGUGGCCUCCACGACGGGCGACCACAGCACACUGGCCGAGGGCUUCAAGCUGGCCAUCUCCCGGUCGGAAGACCCCAAACCCUAA